UGGUAGCGGGAAAACCAGUCAUACCCUUAGUCCCCAGUUAUCUUAACCAUGCCCAUCAAACCGGUCGUAACCACCGUAAUAGCCAUUUUCUUCACCAUUCUUGCUCUCUAUACAAUCCCAUUGCCUUCCUCUCUUUCUUCUAUUGCUACAACUAUCAUAACCAAUCCUCAGCUUGAACCAUUAUCAAUAUAUUCAACAUUCUUUGGACAUAGACACCAUCAUCAUCACCAUCACCAUCACCAUCAUCAUGUUCCAAUAAAGUGUUGUGAGAAAUGGACGUCAAAGCUUACACACUUGUACAAGACUUCUCUUGUGUUGACUGUUGAUUUAAACGGUUGUGGUAACUUCAGCAACGUUCAAAGUGCCAUUGAUUCUGUACCGGAUUUAAGCCCUUCCAAAACUCUCAUUAUCGUUAAUUCGGGUGUUUAUAGGGAAAAAGUUACAGUUAAUGAGAACAAGACAAACAUUGUAAUGCAAGGAAGAGGAUAUCAAAACACAUCCAUUGAGUGGAAUGACACAGCAAAAUCUGCAGGAGGCACUGCCUAUAGCUUUUCUUUUGCUGUGUUGGCAGCUAAUUUCACAGCUUACAAUAUCAGCUUCAAGAACAAUGCGCCAGAACCAGAUCCUGGUGAAGAUGACGCACAAGCAGUAGCUCUAAAGAUUGAAGGAGACCAGUGUGCUUUUUAUGGAUGUGGAUUCUAUGGUGCUCAAGAUACUCUUCUAGAUGAUAGAGGAAGACAUUUCUUCAAAAAUUGUUUCAUCCAAGGGUCCAUAGAUUUCAUAUUUGGCAACGGAAGAUCACUCUAUCAGGAUUGUACUAUUAAUUCAAUAGCUAAGGAGAAUACAUCAGGGGUCAGUGGAUCUAUCACAGCUCAUGGAAGGCAAUCAGAAGAUGAACAAACAGGAUUCUCUUUCGUUAAUUGUAAGAUAGAUGGAAGUGGCAACAUGUGGCUUGGACGAGCUUGGGGAGCCUAUGCUACUGUAGUGUUCUCAAACACCUACAUGUCUGGAAUCAUCACUCCAGAAGGUUGGAAUGAUUGGGGUGAUCCUACCAGAGAAAAGACGGUAACUUUUGGAGAGCAUAAAUGCUAUGGAGAAGGAGCAAAUUACAAAAGAAGAGUUUCAUAUGGGAAACAACUAACCAAUUCCGAAGCAUCUUCAUUCACGGACAUUUCUUACAUAGAUGGAGACCAGUGGCUUAGUCAAACUAACAUACUCUCCGAGCUUACAUCUGAAGAAAACAUAGAUGAACUUAUCGGAUUUAACUAACAUAUAUAAUAAUCAUGAUGCAUUAUACAAACACAAAAUAUUGAGAUAUAGAUUAUUUCGACAAGAAUUCACAUUCAUGUCUAGUUUCCAAACAAGAUCAUAUUCAUAUAUACAAUAGAUUUCAUGUGUUUAGUUAUCUUCCUCAUUCUAUAUCAAUAUACUUUAAUAUUUUUAAAAGAGUAGUUAAUCUUUGAGAGAAUUUUACCAAUCUACAUAAGUAAAAGAAAUACUUAUGUGUCACAAUUUAUAUAGUCACUGCUUAACUAAGACCAUGUGUAUAGUUUAAAAAUUUAAUACUCUUCAUGUUUCUAUUCACUUAUUUGGUAUAACUAUUAUUAGUAAAUUAUUAGUUUUGGUUCUAAGUCUUACACUUUUGAUUUCACCAUUUGUUUGCUUAUUUUUGCUCAUAUUUUUCUUAUUUUUCUCAUUUUCCUUAAUAUUUUUUAUUUUAUUCAACUUACUUUUUUUUUAUUUUUUAUUAUCUAUAAGUAACCAACAUGGGGAUGAAGUAUCAAACACUUUCCUAGAUGAAACAACAAAACAAAAUGUUAAUUGGAUGAUGUUAACAACCAAUUUCAUGCUUUUCGUAUUAAUAAAAUAAUUGAUUGAUUAAAUUUGUUAAUGCUUUUCUAAAAGUUACACCGAUCAAGUUCAAUGAUAAAGUAGAUUUCAGUUCACUCUUAUUAUCCAAAUUUGGAGACUGAGAGUUUGUCGGUCCAAACAAUCUUUAAUAACUGCUCUAGAUUCUACAAUCAUGAUGAAGACCAUAACUCAUUUUCAUUACUUUGUUUUACAAUACUUAUAAGUAUAGUAUAGCAUUUGAAUAAACAUAGGGUCCAUGAUCAUAAAACUGAAUGAAAAAUAUUAGAUGUAAAAUUAACUUUGAACAAGUCUUGUCUCUACCCUUACAAAAUGUUAAACUUUGAGUCUUAAGUAACAAAACUCUCAUCUCCAUUCAGAUGGUUCAUUUGGAUGGUGAAACGAACAGCCCCCCGGAGAGAUAACUUCUGACAUGUAAGUAUUCGAGAAUACAACAGUUGCAUAAGAUCUCCAGGCUCGCCAACCCAAAUCUUCUCGGUUCCAGAAAUGUUGCAGUUCACAAAUGAGAAUCCUGAUGGCUGAGAUUCUGAAUCCUUUCCCUGAGCUGUAAUAAUUCCGCUUAUCUCCGAAGUAGUCUCCUUGACCUGAUCGUACAAUCUUGUUUCACUAUCACAUUGUUAUCUCAUAUUCAUAUGUAAAUUUUAGUGAACAAGCGUGAUUUUCUUUAUUACCUGGUAGAUAGAUCUUCCAGCACCAUAAAUAAAGUCUCUUGCACCUGACCAACAGCUUGUGCUCCUUGGACGCCGUGUUCUGGUCCUAGCGCAACAUUCUUCACCGGAUCAAAAAAUGUGUAUGAAAGUAUAUCUGAAAUUUUUAUCAUAAUUUCCUUACGACAAAGCUAUGAGCUAUGAAGUUGUUUGCAAACACAGCAAAAGAAAAGCUUCUGUCAGUGCCUCCUGAGGAUUCAUUUACUUGGUGCAACUACUAUCAGUUUUGGUACUAAAGUUUUCUUGUUAAUGAUUUGGUGCGAGUUUAUGCGCAUGGAUGCUCCUUUGAACCUCAUUAUUUGAUAGCAUAUCUUUAUAUAAGUGUUUCAGUGUUAUGAGAUUAUCACAAAGAACAAAUACAACACAACUCAAAACAAAUCUCAAAUUCAUGGUGUUACCUAUUCAUCUAUAUUAUUAAAACUGAAGUAAAUUUUAGAUUUUUUUGGAAACAAGAAUAGCACUAUAUAUAUAUUGUUUGGAAACAUAGAUAUUAUUUAAAAAAAAAUUAUGACCUUUUAGCAAUAUAAAAAAAAUCAAUUUGUAAUCAAUAUUUCAUCAAAUAUAUUUAGUUACCAUAACUCAAAUAUAUGUAAUAAAUCCCACUUUUAAGUAUGAAAACAAUAAAAGAAUAACUAAUAAAUAGAUUUUGACAAAUAUAUGAUACAUCUGCAAUGUAAAUUUAUAUAUAAAAAAUAGAACAAUUAAAACAGAAAACAAAUAUAAAUUUAUAAAAAAAUAAUAAUAAUACCGCAAUACAAUUGCACUACAAAAUGGUGAGGCAUCUAAAAUAUAUAAUAUUCACAUGAAAACUACAAAAUAUUAUAAUAUUCUUAAUUAUGUAAUAGUUACAAAUCUAUAUUAUAACAUCUCAGGUCCACCUCCUAUUGGAAUUACGUGACAUGCAAACAUAUUCAUGUUCUAUAUGAUUAAGUGCCUAUUUGAAUACAAAAGUACUAUGGUUUCUUUCUUUAAGUGUUUCAGAAAUGAGUUCUAAAAACAAUUUCGCAGUUUUGUUAAAUAUCUUUAUGAUCGAAAAAUUAUUAUCUAAAAUUACAUUGUUAUUAAAUUUCGAAUACUUUACAUAAGUAGAUUAAUAUUAAAUUAUUCAACAGAGAUAUUGAAACCACUAUAUUUUGAAAACAAAAAUCACAUUUUUUAAAUUUGUAUAUCUCUUCAAUCAUAGGAACCAUCAUAUUUGAAAUCUAUAUUUAUCAAAAAAUAAUAUAUUUUCUAAAGGUUCGAUUUUGAUUUUUCGGUUUAGAUAUAUAGGAACCACUUAGUUAUUUGUGAAUAUCAAUUUAGUUUUGCGUUUCUUUUUGCUUCGGUUUUGAUUCACUGUUGGGUCUCGGUUUAUAGUUCCAUGUCAAACCAGGAUGCUGAAGUGUUUUUCUUUCUUUGGUUAUAAUUUUUACAAUUUCACGUCAUAGAACGGGUUAUAACCUAUAAAUAUAAAUAAAGCUUUGCAGUACAUAUUUCAAAUAUUUCCACAAACUCAAUGGUAAGUAUAUCAGAUCUGGACAUAUCAUUUCAGGUAUUUAGGAUUCAAAAAAAUUCGAAUUAUCUAAAAGUAUGAAAAAUAUUUAAAUUCCAAAAAAUCUAAAAAUAUUUAAAUACCUAAAAAUCUAAAAUUUUAUUCGAAACU
Brassica rapa (field mustard) is the source of this 4218-nucleotide messenger RNA. Its product is annotated as probable pectinesterase 15. Gene Ontology annotation, biological process: cell wall modification; pectin catabolic process. The record is from RefSeq and is a predicted model, not a curated record. Lineage: Eukaryota; Viridiplantae; Streptophyta; Magnoliopsida; Brassicales; Brassicaceae. Gene Ontology annotation, molecular function: pectinesterase activity.